GAGACGGCGACCUGGAGACCUACACAAUGUGUUGCCAACUAUUAAGACUGACAGACGUCGUGUUGCCAAUUUAGUGCAUAACUUGGUUUUGUGUUGUUAUUGUUGCAGUCUGAAAUGCAGACUGAGUCACCGAGCUACUGUUUGUGAAACACAUUGAUUGAAAACACUCCGUAUCAUAAUGAUAACUUGCAAGACACCCCUCAAUACCGAUGACUCACUAUUUUAAAGUCGAAAGAGUUCACCCCUCACCGUGUUUGAGCUCAAGUGCUUCAACACAGCCGGCUGUUGACACACCACCUGGACCAUUUCCUUGACGACACAUUUCUGCUUUUGGUGAAGUGGCUACAGAGUCAACACUGGGUAUGAUGACGUAGUAUUCCGAGCUACCUGUAGGUGGGUGAACAGGUGAUAUUGGUUGACUUGACAUCAUUGCAACGUAACAGGAGAAGACAACUGUGUCGUAGAAUGAUUUCGGCUUCCUUUCAAGUUUUUCUGUUGAUCUUUAUAAAUAGUCCUGCUGCAGGAUUUAUUCGCUUCUGCUACUUCCCUGGCUGGGCGUUCAACAGGAACUCUUCGUUCGCUAGGUUUGAUGUCAAAAAUGUGGAGCCCGAUAUCUGCACCCAUUUAGUCUACGCCUUCGGAAAGAUUGAUCCAGUGACUUCACUUCUGACAGCGACAAAUGAUACUCACUAUAGAUUAUUCACUGCAAUGAAAAGUCAAAACUCCGAUCUGAAGACCUUACUGUCACUUGGAGGUGAGACUGACCACGGUGACGGCUUCGUGGCUGCCUCCAAAGACGAUGCACAAGCGGUCAGAUUCGCAAGCCAAACCGUCGCGUUUCUAAGGGAUUAUCAAUUUGAUGGGCUAGACAUUGAUUGGGAGUAUCCCACAGGAAAUACAAGUGUGAAUUUUCUCAGGCUUUUAAACAGUUUAAGAAAAUCUUUUGACGCAGACUCCAGAUCUCCGAAACUUCUGCUGACCAUUGCGGCUCCUGUUGGAUCUUUUAUCCCUUAUUUCAACAACUCAGAAAUUUACAGAUUGGUAGACUAUGCCAGUCUUAUGACUUAUGACUUUGUGGACGCAAGAUACAGCGAAGUGACAAACUUCAACAGUCCCCUGUAUUCUAGAGAUAACGCAAAAUUUAAUCAAGAAUUCAGCACGAGCUGGACAGUCUCCGCUUAUAAAAACAUUGGCUUACCACUGAACAAGAUGUUGGUUGGGGUGACAGGGGUGGGCAAGAGGCUGGUGCUGAACGACACUUCCAGGUCAGAACCGGGGUCACCCAUAGUGACCCGCUCUUUGAGGAACUCCUCAGAUUACUUCGUGGUUGGAGGCAUGGCGUACCCUGAGAUUUGUAGAUAUAUACAAAGUAACCCUUCAAGCAAACGAGUUUUCGACGACCAACAGAAGUCUACUUACCUAGUACAAGGCGACAACUGGAUUACCUAUGAGGACCAAGCUAGUAUCAGCGAAAAGGCAAAGUGGGCCAAAUCUAAUGGUCUAGCUGGCAUCAUGAUGUGGUCACUCGAUCAAGAUGACUUUAGUGGAUUAGGAUGUCAGCAAGGCACCUAUCCAUUAAUGAAAGCCGUCAAACGGAUAACAGAAACGCCAAGAACAGAAACUACGAGUCAGUCUCCAAAUGGUGGCUCUAAUCACCAACGUUAUAAUGUACUUCAUAUACUAUCUACUGUCCUCGUUGUAAUUACACUGCUAGAGAUGAAUUAGUAGUAACUUUAAAAUGAAGUAUUUUUUCUAUUAAAAUUUUAA
Molecule: messenger RNA, 1767 nt
Organism: Biomphalaria glabrata
Lineage: Eukaryota; Metazoa; Mollusca; Gastropoda; Planorbidae
Product: acidic mammalian chitinase-like
Exons: 11
Coding region: 466-1725 (419 amino acids)
Biological process (GO): carbohydrate metabolic process; chitin catabolic process
Cellular component (GO): extracellular region
Molecular function (GO): chitin binding; chitinase activity
Source: RefSeq, a predicted model, not a curated record